Molecule: messenger RNA, 2254 nt
Organism: Oreochromis aureus
Lineage: Eukaryota; Metazoa; Chordata; Actinopteri; Cichliformes; Cichlidae
Gene: cyp24a1
Product: 1,25-dihydroxyvitamin D(3) 24-hydroxylase, mitochondrial
Exons: 12
Coding region: 203-1744 (513 amino acids)
Biological process (GO): cholesterol metabolic process; glucocorticoid biosynthetic process; cellular response to peptide hormone stimulus
Cellular component (GO): mitochondrial inner membrane
Molecular function (GO): iron ion binding; heme binding; monooxygenase activity
Source: RefSeq, a predicted model, not a curated record
GGCGGGCUCGACGGCCACACCAUGCAGGACCGGCCCCUGAUUGGUUCCGAGCACGGCAGGAAUAAACACUCUCGGGGUAUAUAUAAUGCGGUAUGGAGUAACACUUUUCCAAGAAACUAGAACAACCUCUAGGUAAUGAAAAAAGAGCUGCUGUUAAACAUCGGAGUACUAACUGAGUAAAACAUAAAUAAAUACAAAGAGGAUGAGGGCGCAGAUCCAAAAAGUUCCUCAGAUAGUUGAGCUGCUGAAGAAGAAGUCUGUCGGACUGCAGCACUUCAAGCCAACAUCAUCGGUGUGCGUGCUGGAGGGGAAGGAUGCUGCGGAGGCUGCGCCGUGUCCUCAUGCUGCAUUCAGAGCGCACAGUUUGGACGAGAUCCCGGGACCCACCAACUGGCCCCUGGUCGGCAGUCUGUUUGAACUCCUGAGAAAAGGCGGCUUGACGAGGCAACAUGAGGCAUUGGUUGAUUAUCAUAAGAAGUUUGGCAAGAUAUUCCGGAUGAAGCUGGGGUCUUUCGAGUCUGUGCACAUUGGCGCACCUUGCUUGCUGGAGGCUCUUUAUAGGAAGGAGGGAAAUUACCCUCAGAGGCUGGAAAUCAAACCCUGGAAAGCAUACAGAGACCUGAGAGACGAGGCAUACGGACUCCUAAUUCUGGAAGGAAAGGACUGGCAGAGAGUGAGGAGCGCAUUUCAGCAGAAACUCAUGAAACCGACAGAAGUGGUGAAGCUCGAUGGCAAAAUAAACGAGGUGUUGGUGGACUUCGUUGGCAGAAUUGGAAACAUCAGCAACAACGGGAAGAUUGAAGACUUGUACUUCGAAUUGAAUAAAUGGUCGUUUGAGACCAUUUGUCUCGUCCUUUAUGGGAAGAGAUUUGGUCUUCUGCAAGAGAAGGUCAACGAGGAAGCCAUGAACUUCAUCACAGCUGUGAAAACCAUGAUGAGCACCUUUGGCAUGAUGAUGGUUACACCAGUAGAGCUCCACAAGAGCCUCAACACCAAAACAUGGCAGCACCACACCGCAGCAUGGGACCGCAUUUUCAGCACAGCAAAAGUCUACAUUGACAAGAAGCUGAAGAGGAACGCAACCAGAGCUCCUGAUGAUUUGAUCGGUGACAUCUUACACCAGAGCAGCCUUUCAAAAAAGGAGCUGUAUGCGGCCAUCACCGAGCUUCAGAUUGGAGGAGUUGAGACAACCGCCAAUAGCAUGCUGUGGGUUAUUUUCAACCUGUCACGUAAUCCCAGCGCCCAGAGGAAGCUGCUGCAGGAGAUCAGAGAGAUCGUGCCUCCCGACCAGGAUCCAAGUGGAGAGCACAUCAAGAAUAUGCCCUACCUCAAGGCCUGCCUCAAAGAGUCUAUGAGGUUAUCACCAUCAGUUCCAUUCACCAGCAGAACCCUGGACAAAGACACUGUGUUGGGGGAUUAUGCUAUUCCCAAAGGAACAGUGUUGAUGAUUAACAGUCAUGCACUGGGCUCCAACGAAGAGUACUUUGAUGAUGGCAAGCAGUUCAAACCUGAGCGCUGGCUGCGGGAGAACAACACCAUCAACCCCUUUGCCCACGUUCCUUUCGGCAUUGGAAAGAGGAUGUGCAUUGGCAGACGGCUGGCAGAGCUGCAGCUGCAACUGGCCAUGUGCUGGCUGGUCAGAGACUAUGAGAUUGUGGCAACAGAUAAUGAGCCGCUUGACGUCAUCCAUUCCGGGCUUUUGGUUCCCAAUAGAGAACUGCCUGUCGCCUUCAUCAGGAGAUGAAGCUCUACAUUCAGCUCUUCCGGACUGAGCAACAGAAAGGUGAUAACUCUGUUGCCUGUCCCAAUGGUCCAGUGACUCCCUGCAUUGCUGCUCUGUAAAUAAAAUACAAAACAACAAUUAUUAUAACUCUAAUCUUACCACAAAUACCUCAGACAUAUUUAAAACUAUGACUGUUAAUGACUGACCAAAGUACCAGUUGUUAUGUACAAACUGAAUAUUGUACCAAGGCAGCUGUCCUCAAAUCUUCGAUCUCAGACAUGUAGAAUGUAGUCCAAGUAUUUUGUUAUGCUUUUUAUUGUGUGUGUUUAGAUAUAUAUAUAUAUAUAUAUACAUAAAUAUAUAUAUAUAUACAUAUAUAUAUAUAUUGAUAUAUGGGUUAUGUUUUUAUGUUUCAUUGUAUAUAUAAAGCGCAAUUAUAAUAUUGCAAGAUUGUAAGAUUGUACAUUGUUUUUUGAAGAGACAUAUUUUAUUCAUGGAAACAAAUGUAUAAAAUAAACAUAUCUUUAAACA